This is a messenger RNA of Lottia gigantea (owl limpet), 1340 nucleotides long. RefSeq lists its product as hypothetical. Gene Ontology annotation, cellular component: L-cysteine desulfurase complex; mitochondrion. Lineage: Eukaryota; Metazoa; Mollusca; Gastropoda; Lottiidae. Bases 6 to 263 code for a protein of 85 amino acids. The transcript has 3 exons. The record is from RefSeq and is a predicted model, not a curated record. Gene Ontology annotation, biological process: iron-sulfur cluster assembly.
CAAAGAUGUCAGCCUCCACAAGAUCAAAAGUUCUCGAGUUGUACCGAAAAUUACUCAGAGAAGGCAAACAGUUAUCUGAUUACAAUUUUAGAUUUUAUGCUCAAAGAAGAGUUCGAGAUGCUUUUAAAGAAAACAAAUCAGUUUCCGAUCCUCAAACCAUUGAGAAAUUGAUCCAAAAGUCACAAACAAAUUUAGAAAUUCUCAAGAGACAGGUUCUUGUAGAAAAAUUAUAUGGUAAAGGAAAACUUGUUAUAGAAAGAUAAAGAGAUUUUGAUACUGCCAUUAUAAGUGUGUUCAGACUGUGUCGAAUUUCAGUGAUAAUUCUUUAAGUAGUGUAGGUAUUGCAAGGAUAUGGAACGUAUGUAAAGCCAAAGAAGGUACAAGUAUGUGUGGCAGUUGAUGGAAGAGCAAACCAAAAUGAAUAUUUACGGCUUACUUUUCCACUUACGAACUACUUUUUUAAGAGACUUUGUAAGAUCUGCUAAAGAAAACACAUUUAUAUUUGCUGUAAGGACUAAUUACACGAGAUUUUUGUUUACUUUUUUUAUACACUUUUCAGGGAUAAAGCUAAAUAGAUUAAUAUGGAAGGCAAAUUUGAUCAAAAUCCCAACUGGCUUACUAUGCAUUUCAUGGUUGAGACAAAACUAAUUCCUUUUGAAAUGGUCAAGACAAUGUAAAAAUAGUCUAUAAUUUGUCUUGUCUUAAAUUUUCAGAUUCAGGAAAACUAACUUCAAGAUAUUUUUUGCGUUUAGUCAACUUUAUUCAUUUAAAAUAUAGUUUUAUCAACCAAUCAAAUUACUUUAUUUCUUAAAAUCAUCUUUGUUUUUUGAGACACUGGUCAGAGACAAUUAUUAUUGAAUAGGAAUUUUUUUUUAAUUUUUGGAAAACUCUCUUUGCUUUUUAUAAUGAUGAAAUUUGAAUGUAAUUGUUUGACAAAAUAUAACAGUGAAUGAUGGAUUUUGGCAGUAUUUAUCUUCUAUAAUGUGUAAAUGGUAUAGUUAUGAUAAUUAUGUGUUAUGAAUAUGAAUAGUUGUAAAUUUUAUUAUGUAUAAGUACAUUAUGAUUUAAAUAUUCAACAUCUUAAAAAUUCAUUUUGGUGUGUAAAUAUGCAAUAACACAUGGCAUUUUAGAAUCACUUGAAAUACUUAUUGAAAUGUCAAUUAUCAUAUGAUUUUCUCUCAUGAAUAUUCAAAACUUUUGUUAUGAAACCCUAGAACAUAUCCCAUGCCUUGUCAGACAUGUACAAAGGAGAGUCAAAUAUUAUCACCCAUCCCAAUGUAUUAAUCCAGAUGGAAGAGUUGAGAAAUGGAUAUAUCUGAAAUAAAAAGUCGGAUGCUUUU